AUGUCGAAGAUUUUGUUGAUGGUGAACAUUCCACAGGAUAUCAUAUUAGACAUCCUUGUCAGGUUGCCGGUAAAACCGAUCGGGCGGUUCAGGUGCGUUUCAAAGGCAUGGUUCAAGUUAUUGAAAGGCGGUGAGUUUGUUAAAAUGCACCACAAGAAUUCUAAUGAAAUGAACAAGUUUAAUAUCAAGCACUAUAUCAUAAAUGAAUUCCUCAUCAUAGGUUUUGAUCCAUCAAUAUCAACAUGUACUGAUCUUGCUAGUGUCAAUUGCUCUACUUCAUCUUGGGGGUGGGCUCAUGAUCCUGACAUUGUUGUCAUCUGGAACUCGUGUACUAACGAAUAUAAGAAAUUACCAUUAUCACCAAGUGAAGAAUCGAUCAAUAAGCUAUCACCAACAGAACAGUUAGGCUUACAAGUUCAAUAUGGAUUUAUUUAUGAUUACAAGAUGGAGGAUUUCAAGGUUUUAAGUCUUGGGGUUUAUAAUAAUAGGCCUCUGUGCGAGAUCCAUGUCUACACAUCAAGAUCUAAUUCGUGGAGAAGACUUGAGGACAUCCCUUAUGAUCUUCAUAACCACUGUGGUUUACCUUAUGUAGCUCGGGAACCUGUUAAUGGAGCUAUUCACUGGAAAGCAUUUCCAGAAGCAACGGGACGGGAAACUGAAGUUAUCCUCUCUCUUUAUAUGGAGAAGGAGCUAUUCGAAGUGAUCCAAAUGCCUAACUUGUGUGGUGGAAUGUUCCGAACAGAUAUAUGUGUGUUAAAUGAGUCUCUUUGUUUAAUUGCCUCUAUUCCUAUGUUAUCACGGGUUGAGUUGUGGGAGUUGAAGGACUAUGGAGUGAAAGAUUCUUGGACUAAACUUUUCAACAUCGGGCAUGUUAUAGGUUUGACACCUUUACGAUCUUUUGAAAAUGGUGAAAUUCUUUUUUGGAAUGUGUACGGAUAA
Messenger RNA from Papaver somniferum (opium poppy), 939 nucleotides. Its product is annotated as F-box protein CPR1-like. The record is from RefSeq and is a predicted model, not a curated record. Bases 1 to 939 code for a protein of 312 amino acids. Gene Ontology annotation, molecular function: protein binding. The transcript has 2 exons. NCBI's taxonomy places the organism in Eukaryota, Viridiplantae, Streptophyta, Magnoliopsida, Ranunculales, Papaveraceae.